This is a messenger RNA of Anopheles cruzii, 1449 nucleotides long. Its product is annotated as cell cycle checkpoint protein RAD1-like. Gene Ontology annotation, cellular component: checkpoint clamp complex. The transcript is spliced from 3 exons. The record is from RefSeq and is a predicted model, not a curated record. NCBI's taxonomy places the organism in Eukaryota, Metazoa, Arthropoda, Insecta, Diptera, Culicidae. Gene Ontology annotation, biological process: DNA damage checkpoint signaling; DNA repair. Gene Ontology annotation, molecular function: 3'-5' exonuclease activity. The coding region runs from base 523 to 1449 and encodes 308 amino acids.
CGGAAGGUACACGGCCGCAAGCCGCGUGUUCGACUACGGACUGGGAUGGAUUUAUUAACAAAAACACAUCGCCACGGCAUAAAAAACAGCGUUGAAAGAGUAGACCUACUGCAACUUCAUUCCCUGUUCGAUCGAGCACUCCUUGAACGAGCCUUACUAAUUGUUUACGGAAAGCGACCCAUCGUUAUCUACCAGUCGCCGGACAAAGCAAACAAAUUGGUCGAAGUUCCUGGCUCAGAAGCUGCGACCGUCUACAAGAAUUUUCCUUCAACUUUCUUCUGCUGCUGCGAGUCCUUCCGCUGUUCGGUGUUGAAACACAAGAGCCAAGCACUCUGCAAACACCUGCUAGCAACGCGCCUUGCACUGGCCCUGAAUCGAAUUCAAGUCGAAACAUUGCCGAACGACACAAUCGUUGAUCUGAAGCAGCAAUUUAUUGACGAUUGUUGUGAAAAGAUUGGGUAAUAACCACCGCAUCGCAUCAGUCACACUGCAGGGUCACACUGCAAAAAGCUGUAGACUUUCAUGCAAUUAGCAAAGGAGCUCUUCGGAAAAGGGAUUAUUUUAAAUCCCAACAUGGUGACCCAAUCGCAGUUCAGCCAGAUACAGUUCCAGGCGGUAGUAGAAAACGUUAGCAUGUUCUACAAAGUUUUAAAGGGAAUCAAUUUUGUUGACAGCGCGAUGGUGCAGCUAAGCAAAGAGGGCAUAAAAUUGACCCUUGAGGAUGCGAAAUGUGUUCAAGUGGUCGCACUCGUCAAAAGCGCGUGCUUUUCCGAGUACAACCUGUCUGCGUACCCGUCUGCGGUGGCAGCAACGGGCAAUGACGGUGACGAAAGCGAGCCAUUUGCUUCGUUUGGGUUAAAUCUGAAGGUAUUCACCGACUGUUUGAGUAUGUUCACCAGCAGCGACUUCGAUCCCAGUUUGAAGAUCAUGCGUAAAGGGCCCGGUACACCAUUGGUCGCUAUCCUGGAGGGGCAUCGAGAGGACAACUUGAUUACGGAGUGUGCAGUGCGCACGAUGGAACCGUUCGAUUGUAUGGACUUGGACUUUGACGAUGAUCACCCAAUCGUUAGCAAGAUCGCUGCAAAAGCCUCCGAGCUUUUCCUGCUGCUCGGUGAACUGGAUGACGAAGACGUGAUUGAGGUUAUCAUUUCGCCGACGGCACCACACUUCAGACUGAAGGCCUUAGGAGAUCCGGAAAUGGAGACCGAGAUAGAAAUUAAAAAAACCAGCGAUAUCUUCAUUAGCUUUGCUUGCUCGGAAGCAAGCAGCAAUCGGUACAAAUUAAACCACUUUAAGCAUGUCAUGCGUACAUUAUCGCUCGCAACAAAGGUGGUACUUAGCACGAAUACCGAGGGUUUGCUUGGCUUCCAGGUAAUUAUAGAAACGAUGGAGGAUUCGCUUUAUUACGUUCAAUACUUCAUUCUACCGCUGGUAUUGGACUCCGAUUAA